Molecule: messenger RNA, 1609 nt
Organism: Rhinopithecus roxellana (golden snub-nosed monkey)
Lineage: Eukaryota; Metazoa; Chordata; Mammalia; Primates; Cercopithecidae
Gene: CASP14
Product: caspase 14
Exons: 7
Coding region: 214-942 (242 amino acids)
Biological process (GO): proteolysis
Cellular component (GO): cytoplasm
Source: RefSeq, a predicted model, not a curated record
CAUAGACCAGGCCUCUCAGGAGAAACCCCGGGAGAUUCCACACUGUCGACCCCUUCUCCAAGAUCAGCACGUGGGCCUGACUCCUCCUCGGUGCCCAGCUCUGUACUGGCAACUAGCAGAGUAGCAAGCUUGAACUUGGCCUUGAGGAACAGCUGCCUCUAGAGUCGGAUCAGACAAGGGUGCUGAGAGCCGGGGCUCACAACCAAAGGAGAAAUGAGCAAUCUGCGGUCUUCGGAGGAGGAGAAAUAUGAUAUGUCAGGUGCCCGCCUGGCCCUAACACUGUGUGUCACCAAAGCCCGAGAAGGUUCUGAAGAAGACCUGGAUGCUCUGGAAUACAUGUUUCGGCAGCUGAGAUUCGAAAGCACCAUGAAGAGAGACCCCACUGCCCAGCAAUUCCAGGAAGAGCUGGAAAAAUUCCAGCAGGCCAUCGAUUCCCGGGAAGAUCCCAUCAGUUGUGCCUUCGUGGUACUCAUGGCUCACGGGAGGGAAGGCUUCCUCAAGGGAGAAGAUGGGGAGAUGGUCAAGCUGGAGAAUCUCUUCGAGGCCCUGAAUAACAAGAACUGCCAGGCCCUGCGAGCCAAGCCCAAGGUGUACAUCAUACAGGCCUGUCGAGGAGAACAAAAGGACCCUGGUGAAACAGUAGGUGGAGAUGAGAUUGUGAUGGUCACCAAAGACAGCCCCCAAACCAUCCCAACGUACACAGAUGCCCUGCACAUCUACUCCACGGUGGAGGGAUACAUCGCCUACCGACAUGAUCAGAAAGGCUCGUGCUUUAUCCAGACCCUGGUGGAUGUGUUCACGAAGGGGAAAGGACAUAUCUUGGAGCUUCUGACAGAGGUGACCCGGCGGAUGGCAGAAGCAGAGAUGGUUCAGGAAGGACAAGCAAAGAAAACGAACCCUGAAAUUCAAAGCACCCUCCGGAAACGGCUGUAUCUGCAGUAGAAGUAGAAAGACAGGGAGGAGCUUUCCUUCCAGCACUCUUUCUGUCUCACAGAAAUUUAGAGGCAGCUCUUACCACUCCCUAAGAUCUUCUCUUCCCAAGGCUAAAUGGCACCCAGUUUCUUUUUCAUCACACCCCUCAUGCAGGUCCCCCUGUCCUUCUUAGAGCAAGCCAGCCAGAACUUAGCACAAGGCCUAGUGGUAACAUUAACAUCACCUCCCUCAGGCUGGACUUUCUAUCUUUAUUAAUGCAACAUAAGAGACCUAAGAGUGCAUUCACUUAUCCCACUUUCUGUUCCUGUGGUCUUCUUUCUUCCUCCCAAAGCAGAAACUGGAUAGAGCUGAAGAUUUUCCACAGCCAAACCAAUGCCCACUCAAUCCCUCCUACCCCAGUCCAACCCUGCUGGCUCCUGCAUCUCACUUGGAGAUAAAACCUCCUCCUGAGGCCAAUGCAUUCCCAACUCCAGUUCCCUCGUUUACCCUGGAGAAUUAGUAAGGCAGAACCAUCCUUUCUCUCCAAAACCAUUCCUUCUUGGCUAGCAAGUUGGUGUCCUAACUCCACUCUCUUCCUAGCUCAUGGCCUCUCUAGAUAACGAAGUUGUCUCCGCCUUUCUGGAUCUCUUCCUCCUAACACCCCUCCCCCUGAAACCCUGGAUUCUGCCCUCUCUCC